ACACCCUGCUGCGCUCCCAGUGAAUCAGUAGGUAUGUGUAUUGGCCGGUAGGUGGCGCUCCCAGUGAAUCAGUAGGUAUGUGUAUUGGCCGGUAGGUGGCGCUCACACCCUGCUGCGCUCCCAGUGAAUCAGUAGGUAUGUGUAUUGGCCGGUAGGUGGCGCUCACACCCUGCUGCGCUCCCAGUGAAUCAGUAGGUAUGUGUAUUGGCCGGUAGGUGGCGCUCACACCCUGCUGCGCUCCCAGUGAAUCAGUAGGUAUGUGUAUUGGCCGGUAGGUGGCGCUCACACCCUGCUGCGCUCCCAGUGAAUCAGUAGGUAUGUGUAUUGGCCGGUAGGUGGCGCUCACACCCUGCUGCGCUCCCAGUGAAUCAGUAGGUAUGUGUAUUGGCCGGUAGGUGGCGCUCACACCCCGCUGCGCUCCCAGUGAAUCAGUAGGUAUGUGUAUUGGCCGGUAGGUGGCGCUCACACCCCGCUGCGCUCCCAGUGAAUCAGUAGGUAUGUGUAUUGGCCGGUAGGUGGCGCUCACACCCCGCUGCGCUCCCAGUGAAUCAGUAGGUAUGUGUAUUGGCCGGUAGGUGGCGCUCCCAGUGAAUCAGUAGGUAUGUGUAUUGGCCGGUAGGUGGCGCUGUAGUGACUCCCAGACGAUACAGAUGACGGUCCCGGCCCGGUAGCUGCUGAUUUCCGUGCGGACGGGCGGAUCUGGGGUUCGGGCCAAACCCAAAGCAUCGCAGGGAGAGGAGAGUGAGCUCCCGUGCCAUGUGCUGCCCUGGGCACAGAAUGUUCAGCCAAUGGAUCAUGCAGAGUCCCUAGAGCUGAGGACGGUGCCCGCCGGGCAUGGAAUCAGGGCGCCCCCUGGGGAGGAAAGCAGAGGAUUCGAGAACCCCGCCUACGAGGAACCCGCAGACUCCGCCUGUGAAGAUGAUUUGGGGCAUCUCCACGAGAGCCGGCCCGAGCCGAGGGGGCAUCUGGGCACAGGCGAUACAUCUCCUCACUCAGAGGACAGUCAGGCCCCCCCGGCACCCCCCCAUUCUGUAGAUUAUGGGUUCAUCUGCUCCCUCAUCCUAUUGGUCAGUGGUAUAAUCCUAGUGGGCGUGGCUUACAUGAUCCCCCGGGAGGUGCGGGUGAGCCCCGAGACUGUGAGUGCCCGCGAGAUGGAGCGGCUGGAGCAUUACUAUGCCCGCUUGGGCACCCACCUGGAUAGGUGCAUCAUUGCCGGCCUGGGGCUGCUCACCCUGGGGGGCACCCUGCUCUCCCUGCUGCUCAUGGUCUCCAUCUGCAAAGGGGAACUUUACCAUCGGAAACAAUUCCCCGCCGCCCGGGGGCCCAGGAAAACCUACGGCUCCUUGAACCUGCGCAUGCGGCCCCUGGCGUCGGACGGGGGGCAAGUACUGGUGGAGCACGAGCUUCUGCCCCCCAACGGGGCAACAGACCAACCUUAGUACCUGCUGGAUACGGGGCGCAGGCUGCUUCUACCCAACAUGUCCGGCACGUGUGCCCACAGGGGGCAUUACUAAGGCUGGAUCUGCCCCAGGCAGUGGCACUGUAGCCACGGACCCUCACAUUUGCCCCGUACAUAGGGGGCAGUAUUGCACCGGCGCUGGAUCUGCCCCAGGCAGUGGCACUGUAGCCACGGACCCUCACAUUUGCCCCGUACAUAGGGGGCAGUAUUGCACCGGAUCUGCCCCAGGCAGUGGCACUGUAGCCACGGACCCUCACAUUUGCCCCGUACAUAGGGGGCAGUAUUGCACCGGCGCUGGAUCUGCCCCAGGCAGUGGCACUGUAGCCACGGACCCUCACAUUUGCCCCGUACAUAGGGGGCAGUAUUGCACCGGAUCUGCCCCAGGCAGUGGCACUGUAGCCACGGACCCUCACAUUUGCCCCGUACAUAGGGGGCAGUAUUGCACCGGAUCUGCCCCAGGCAGUGGCACUGUAGCCACAGACCCUCACAUUUGCCCCGUACAUAGGGGGCAGUAUUGCACCGGCGCUGGAUCUGCCCCAGGCAGUGGCACUGUAGCCACAGACCCUCACAUUUGCCCCGUACAUAGGGGGCAGUAUUGCACCGGCGCUGGAUCUGCCCCAGGCAGUGGCACUGUAGCCACGGACCCUCACAUUUGCCCCGUACAUAGGGGGCAGUAUUGCACCGGAUCUGCACUAUUAAAGGGGAAGUUCAACCAUCUAUACAGUCCGGGUGCUGAAAUCAGAAUCUGCCAAUGAAUUUCUUCAUAUUUCCGGCAACUGCACUUGCCCCGCCCCUUCUUACCUCGUUUACAUAAUGUUAAUCAUAUUGCCAGCCAAUAGGGGCGAUGCUCAUUGUGACAUCAGCAGUAACGGCACUGACCCAAGAACUGAACUUCCCCUUUAAUAGCUAUUCUAGUUCCUAUUGGGGGAUAUUGGGGCUCUAUAGCCAAUCGCAGUAGCCCAAAGGCUGUUCCCAGGGUGCUCUCUGAAUGUACAUAAGGGGGGAGGGGUGUGAGUGAAGGAUGCUGGGAAUGUGCCCAAACGGCCAACCCCCUGCUCUGCUACUAAACUGCCCCUCGUUCCGCGGAGCUGCCCUGUAGGAGAAUAAGCCCCACUGGCACCAAUCGGAUCCGCCCGUUACUAUGGCGCAGCCGGGGAUAUUCUGAGACAAUUUGCAAUUGGUCAGUUUUAUAAUGUCCCAGGCUGGAAUUCCAGCUGCUGUAUACGGUUGCUAGGGUCCAGUUUUCCCUUGCAACCAGGCAGCGGUGAGAAUAAAUAUGAGAGGAAAGAUAAGGAUUUGGGUGCCGGGGUCAGUGACCCUCAUCUGGAAACAGAAAUGAAAAGUUGCAAACAACUGGGCAUCCCAUAAUGUACUAACAUUUAACUUUGCCUUUAAUACUGCACUGACCAAUGAAAUGUCACCCCCCCCCCCAUGACAAGGCCAAGUAACCCCUCUGACUGAUUAUACCAGUGUCUCUGCCCCGUCAUAGGAUUUGUAUUUGCCCCACUGUCCCGUAACCCCCCGCUGGAGGCGGUGCCCGUCCCGUAACCCCCCGCCGGAGGCGGUGCCCGUCCCGUAACCCCCCGCCGGAGGCGGUGCCCGUCCCGUAACCCCCCGCCGGAGGCGGUGCCCGUCCCGUAACCCCCCGCCGGAGGCGGUGCCCGUCCCGUAACCCCCCGCCGGAGGCGGUGCCCGUCCCGUAACCCCCCGCCGGAGGCGGUGCCCGUCCCGUAACCCCCCGCCGGAGGCGGUGCCUGUCCCGUAACCCCCUGCUGGAGGCGGUGCCUGUCCCGUAACCCCCUGCUGGAGGCGGUGCCUAGGAACUCGGCGCUCGGUGCUACUCGCUCCCCCAUGAGAUUAGCCAAGGAUUCUGUGUGUCUCACUGUAUUUAUUUAUAAUAAAGGAAAAGAACACAACUGGGUGCUGGGAGUUUCUGUACAAAAGGCUCACACUCAGAACCGAGUCCAGUGUCACACAGGCCAAGGUGCAAUGCUCUGGGAAGGGCACAGGGGGCGCUGAUAUCUCACACAUACAGUUCUGGGGCAGAGGGAUAGGGGCAAUACUCUGGGAAGGGCAUAGGGGGCGCUGCUAUCUCA
Molecule: messenger RNA, 3555 nt
Organism: Xenopus tropicalis (tropical clawed frog)
Lineage: Eukaryota; Metazoa; Chordata; Amphibia; Anura; Pipidae
Gene: tmem74b
Product: transmembrane protein 74B
Exons: 2
Coding region: 789-1439 (216 amino acids)
Source: RefSeq, a predicted model, not a curated record